CGUUAACCCCACCCUUUCCUGGUGUUAAGGGUCAUCUGUCUAAUAAGUGAAAGUCUUUUCUAUUCCCAUGAAGAAAAAAGAUCUUACUGUAUUUUGUCUGGCCUUGUACUAUAUAAGGAAGCCAAGUAGUCUCCACUUUAUAGUAUCAUACGUUCUGUUUUAGUGGGAUCGUAGCCACUUUUGCUGCUUUUGUACAAGAAAAGAGUAUCUUCAGUUCUAUACCAAUGGCAGCACGUUGUCUUCUCUUGGCAUCCCUUGUUCUCUCUUGCUCUCUACUGCCUUGCUAUGUAGCUCUUCUCUUCUCCUCUCUGCAAAAAACUCUUGCAGUCACGGCUUCACCAACAUCAGGACAAGUGUUGAAAGGUGGUCUAGACAAGAUCACAGUGACAUGGGGGCUCAACCAAACCCUCGCAGCAGGGACCGACUCGACCUACAAGACGAUCAAGGUCAAACUAUGCUACGCGCCCAUGAGCCAAGUAGACCGCGCCUGGAGAAAAACUGUAGACCGCAUAAAGAAGGACAGGACUUGCCAGCAUAAGAUCGUCGCCAGGCCUUACAACUCUGCCAACAAGACCUUCCAAUCCCUCGAGUGGACUGUUCAACGUGACGUGCCCACUGCCACGUACUUCAUACGUGCCUAUGCCUAUAACGCCGAUGAGAGCGAGGUGGCUUACGGCCAAACAACAGAUGCACACAAAACCACAAAUCUGUUUCAAGUGGAAUCAAUCACCGGCCGCCACAUGGCAAUGGAUGUUUGCUCAGUUUGCUUUAGCGUCUUCUCUGUUGUGUCCUUGCUUGUUUUCUUCUAUAUCGAGAAGAGAAAGUGAAUAAGAGUGAAGUGAAUAGGGCAGCAGAUAUCGUAUCAGACAAUAAGCCCGUGUAGUCUUGCAUAAGAAGUGGGUGCCAUGUUUUAUUUUCUUAAAUUUGUUUUGAGCUUUUUAUAUUGUCUUGAACUCGUAGGAAAUCUGGACUUCGUUGUGGGGAAACAAGGAAAAGAAAGUGCUUUAUUAUGAAAAACUGAGCAACUGAUAUCUGAAAUGGAUGGUUUGAGUCA
Populus euphratica (Euphrates poplar) is the source of this 1054-nucleotide messenger RNA. RefSeq names its product high-affinity nitrate transporter 3.1-like. Gene Ontology annotation, cellular component: plasma membrane. The transcript has 2 exons. Gene Ontology annotation, biological process: nitrate transmembrane transport; response to nitrate. The record is from RefSeq and is a predicted model, not a curated record. NCBI's taxonomy places the organism in Eukaryota, Viridiplantae, Streptophyta, Magnoliopsida, Malpighiales, Salicaceae. Bases 225 to 827 code for a protein of 200 amino acids. Gene Ontology annotation, molecular function: nitrate transmembrane transporter activity.